Messenger RNA from Hevea brasiliensis (rubber tree), 2236 nucleotides. Its product is annotated as probable polyol transporter 4. Gene Ontology annotation, biological process: transmembrane transport. NCBI's taxonomy places the organism in Eukaryota, Viridiplantae, Streptophyta, Magnoliopsida, Malpighiales, Euphorbiaceae. Gene Ontology annotation, cellular component: membrane. Gene Ontology annotation, molecular function: carbohydrate transmembrane transporter activity. The record is from RefSeq and is a predicted model, not a curated record.
UGCCUAAGUAUUUAGUUUACGAAGUGGUUUGCGUGCUCAACAAAAAUAAAGACCCCACUUGUUCAAGACUUGUCUUCCUCCUCUCCCUCUCUUUGUUUAGUUUCAGAUCUAAAACCACCAACCCAUAUCCUUGGUUCAGUCAAAACCCACCAAGAGUUCUUUCUGGGUGUGUCAUUUGAUUCUUGAUAGACAGGAAAGAAAGGGAAGCGGGAAUGGGCUUGGUGGGUGUCCAAGAAAAUGGGAAUCGGGAGAUGGAUGUGUCUUUGGGAGGGAAGAAUAAGUACAAGAGAAUGGAUUCUGAGUUCACGGAGGAUCUUGAUGAUUCGCAUCAUCAAGAUAGGAGUUCAAGUGCUAGAAAAUAUGUUCUUGCCUGUGCCAUUGCCUCUCUAAACUCUGUUCUUCUUGGCUAUGAUGUAGGUGUCAUGAGUGGAGCAAUCAUAUUCAUCCAAGAAGAUCUGAACAUAACUGAAGUGCAGGAAGAAGUUCUGGUUGGGUGUUUGAGCAUUGUAUCACUUUUUGGUAGUUUAGCUGGAGGAAGAACAUCAGAUGCUAUUGGUAGAAAAUGGACAAUGGGCUUAGCUGCUGUAGUCUUUCAAAGUGGUGCAGCUAUAAUGACACUUGCUCAUUCAUUCCAAAUACUUAUGAUAGGAAGAUUUUUGGCUGGAAUUGGAAUCGGCUUCGGAGUCAUGAUUGCCCCAGUAUAUAUUGCUGAGAUUUCACCAACUGUUGCUAGAGGCUCUCUCACUUCCUUCCCCGAGAUUUUCAUAAAUCUUGGAAUUUUACUUGGUUAUGUUUCAAAUUAUGCAUUUUCAAAUCUUCCAGUGAACACAGGUUGGAGGGUAAUGCUUGCUGUCGGAAUUUUGCCCUCAGUCUUCAUUGCAGUUGCACUUUUCAUAAUCCCUGAGUCACCGAGGUGGUUGGUCAUGCAAGAUCGAGUUGAAGAAGCAAGAUUAGUGCUCUUAAAAACAAAUGAGAAUGAGAGAGAGGUGGAGGAGAGACUUGAAGAAAUACAAAAAGCUGCAGGAAAUACCAAUGGAGACAAGUAUGAAGAAAAGGCUGUGUGGCGUGAACUUCUCAGCCCUUCUCCUGCACGACGGAUGUUGGUGACUGGUUUUGGAAUUCAGUGCUUCCAACAGAUCACAGGAAUUGAUGCAACUGUUUAUUACAGCCCUGAAAUCUUCAAAGGAGCUGGGAUUCAGGAUGAAACAAAGCUUCUUGCUGCAACAGUUGCUGUGGGCGUUUCAAAGACUGUUUUCAUAUUGGUUGCUAUAUUUCUAAUUGACAAACUUGGGAGAAAGCCCUUGCUCUAUCUGAGCACGAUUGGAAUGACUAUUUGUUUGUUCAGUUUGGGGGUUACGCUCACAUUUAUUGGCGAAGGACAAGUUGGGAUUGCACUGUCAAUUUUGUUCAUUUGUGCAAAUGUAGGUUUCUUUUCAGUGGGAAUUGGUCCUAUAUGCUGGGUUGUGACAACCGAAAUAUUCCCUCUAAGGCUGCGUGCUCAGGCUGGUGCACUUGGGGCAGUGGGUAAUAGGGUGUGCAGUGGUUUGGUUGCGAUGUCUUUCCUAUCUGUUGCCCGAGCAAUUUCUAUGGGUGGAACUUUCUUUAUCUUUUCAGCAAUUUCUGCACUUUCUGUUGUCUUUGUUCAUACACUUGUCCCAGAGACAAAAGGAAAGUCGUUAGAACAGAUUGAGCGGAUGUUUCAGAAUGAAGACCAAUGGCAAGGGGGCGAAGUGGAGCUGGGAGAUGUUGAGCAUCUUGUGGAGAAAGAGUGACUCGUCCUUGAUUGGAAAGGCUAAUUAAACAAGCCUUAGCUAUCCAACUUUUGCCAGUCAGAAACUAUUAUGGUUGUUGAGGCACUAUUUGCCAAUUACCUAGAUUCUCACUGGUAUUGAAUCAGCACCUGUUAGAGUUUGCAGCCUCAAGUAUCUAUGAGUUCGCAGCAAUGGAAGCAUGUUUAACAUAAAUUAAAAUUACAUUUUUUGUAAUCCAAGUGAGAUGCAUUACUGGAAUUACUUCAAUAUGUACGUUAAGAAGUUUAUUCUUAUAGGAUUGAUUCACUUGAAUUCCAUGAGGAAAUCAUAUUGAUAAGUGAACUAUAGAAUGGAAUUUUAGGCAGUGUAUUGUUGUCUGGAAUAUUGUAAGAUGAAUCUAAAUAAAGUUCACAACUCCAAAGGAGAGAAGCUGAGACAAAUUUGUGCAACAGAAUUCAUCAUCAUAUGUAAAUUUUUUUACAGGA